GACCUCUUAAAAUUCUCGAAACAGUUUAGGACGCGCAUGCCGAUGAAAGCAUUGCCAACCCUGCAAACAUGCCUCUCCAGCCGUUGAACACGACCGCGGGCGGCCACAACCCUUCGCUGCUCUCGCCCUCCGAGUACGACGCCGACGCGAUUUCUAUCCGCAGCGACCAGGACACAGACAGCGACGACGACGAGCGACAAUUGCGCGCGCGCAAUAGCCGCGAGCUGCGGGCACACGACAGGCUAGUCCUAAUGGAGGAGGAAGAGCUGGAUCAGCUGGUGACCGAGACCCGGAGGAAGCAGGAGAGGCAGCGCAGGGGGUCGGGGCUACCGAUACCGAAUCCGUUGCGGUUGCUAACUAGGCGCCUAAGCGACGCUUCGCCCUCGAGAUCGAGAAGUCCGUCUGUCCAGCCGGGCGAGUCAGUGGAAGACCUUGGCAUGGAAAAACGGAGGGCAAGGCGGCAGAGGAGGAAGAUAAAGAGGGACAGGCUACUGGACAAUGCUCAGCAUGGUGAAGAUGGCGAGCUGAUGUACGAAAUGGAGGAGGGCGGUAUGAAGGACGGCAGCUCAACCGGCGAAAGCAGCGACCGAGACGAUAGUGACGAGGUCGAUCGGAAGCACCUCCUGCAUAUCACCGAGUCUAAAUUGAAGCGGAAGCACAACUGUCGCCGCUGGCUGUUGCUUUACGCGAUCAUCGCCGUCGCCUUCGCGAUUCUGGCCCUGCUCGCCUGGAAACUGUCGCUGGAACGCAAGAGUUCACGGCAUAGCCAGAAAUUGGUGAGCAACGGGACCACUAUGUUUGCGCCUACAACCAUCAUCAUCAGUUUGGACGGAUUCAGAGCCGACUUUCUUGACAGGGGGUUGACACCACGACUGAACGCUCUAGUCAAAGAGGGCGUGUCACCCCUGUACAUGCUGCCCUCUUUCCCGAGCGUCACGUUCCCAAAUCACUACACCAUUGCCACGGGGUUGUAUCCCGAGUCGCAUGGUAUUGUGGGCAAUAGUUUCUGGGACCCAGCAUUCGGGGAGGACUUCUCCUACACCGAGGCAUCGCUCAGCAUGGACCCGAAAUGGUGGGGAGGCGAGCCGUUCUGGGUCACAGCGCAGAAACAGGGACUGAAGACAGCCAUACACAUGUGGCCCGGAAGCGAGGCACACAUUCUGAACAUGGAUCCCACGUACUUAGACAAGUAUAACGGGAAGGAGAUGCUCCAUCGGAAGGUUGGCCGGAUUUUCGAAUGGCUGGACAUGCCCGAUGCGGACCGUCCGCAGGUCAUUGCGGCAUAUGUGCCGAAUGUUGAUUCGGAUGGGCACAGGUACGGCCCUAACAGCACCGAAAUCCGGUUCACCAUUCAAAAGGUGGAUAAAAUGCUCGAUAGCAUGUUCAAGGGGUUAGAGGACCGGAACUUGACCGAAAUUGUCAAUGUCAUUGUUGUGUCUGACCACGGCAUGGCGACGACCGAUAUAUCGCGGGUUGUGCAGCUGGAAGAUAUUGUGGACCUGAACAGGAUUGCGCACACGGAAGGCUGGCCCCUCAUCGGUUUAAGGCCCAAGAAUGACGACGACCUUCUCGACAUUCACCAGAGCAUCGUUGAGAAGACUAAGGGAAACCCGAACCUCGAAGUCUAUCUUCGUGAUGUCGAUAUGCCGGAACGCUACCGCUUCUCCAGGAAUGAACGAAUCGCGCCGCUGUGGAUUGUGCCCAAGGCUGGCUGGGCGGUCGUCAAAAUGGACGAGAUGAACGUAAAGGAGUCCCAGGCCAAGAGCGACGUGUACCGGCCCAGAGGCCUCCAUGGCUACGAUCACUUACAUCCCCUGAUGAGGGCCAUCUUCAUCGCACGGGGUCCGGCAUUUCCGCACCAGCCCAACAGCAAGGUCGAGGUCUUCCAAAAUAUCGAGGUCUACAAUAUGCUGUGCGACUCGGUCGGCAUCACUCCAACCCUGAACAACGGAACGCUUCGACUUCCUCUGAAGCCAAUAGGUCUUCACGACGAUGCAUCGACCAGUAAAUUGGAUCCGCCGUCAGAUGCAGUAGAGACACAUUCCAUGCCAAGCCCACCGACGUCCGAGCCAACAAUAGCAAUCUUGGUCAACCCUAUCUCAACAACAAGCGGCCUUGAAGCGCCGACGCCGACUAUUACAGUUGGCGUUGAUCAGCCCGAGGCGCAGCCCCAACCCACCCAACCGCCUUCAAAAGGGGAUGACAGCAGCAGCGACGGUGAUGAAUCCUCUGCCGUUGACAAAGUCGAGUCCUCGGUCAAGGACUUCUGGGAUUGGUUCACAGGAAAGGUGAACAAGUGGUGGGAUAAGGUGACGGGGCACAGCGACGGAGAGAGUGAGGUUGACGAGGACGGGGCCUCACCGGAGUAAACAUCCGGCCGGCCACUGCGUGUUGGAUGUACAGUACUAGGGUUUGGCUGCUGUAAUGGGCGGAGUUUCGUUAUUUGCGGUGUCAUACGGCGUUAGGCGGCCCGUGGUACGUUUUGUCGGAUUUGGCGUUCCGGUGUUUGUCGUGUCGAAUGCCGUGGAGUGUUCAAGGUACACAAUGAUUGUGUUGUCGGGAAGCGACAACAUGCUGUUCAACCGCAUAGUUAUCUACCCACAUAUCGUUAUUGCAGCAGUCAAAGCAUGACUUCCCAGUUGAUUUGAGAUUGGGCAUACAAUUCAGCCCUGGUUUGUUCGUU
This is a messenger RNA of Parathielavia appendiculata, 2683 nucleotides long. RefSeq names its product Phosphodiest-domain-containing protein. The record is from RefSeq and is a predicted model, not a curated record. The coding region runs from base 69 to 2369 and encodes 766 amino acids. Lineage: Eukaryota; Fungi; Ascomycota; Sordariomycetes; Sordariales; Chaetomiaceae. Gene Ontology annotation, molecular function: nucleoside triphosphate diphosphatase activity; ribonucleoside triphosphate phosphatase activity. The transcript has 2 exons. Gene Ontology annotation, biological process: nucleoside triphosphate metabolic process.